CGAUUGCACAAGGCAGCGGCUAUAUAAAUACGAUCGAUAUCAACGUCUAUCUGUUUAUUCGGAUCGCUGAUCGCGAAGACUAAGCAACGCUACCAGGAGAAUACCCGGGGAGAAUACCUAGCACCAGAAGGUUUGAGAGAGUGAAUUGAAAAUUAAAAAUGGGAAAGGGAAGGAGAAGCAUCAGAAACCGUCAAAUGCCCGUGGCUGCACGACCCAAGACAGGCAUGGCACAGCAGAAAACAGCCACCAGCAGGCGCGGCUCCAGGUCACCACAAAGCACCAUCAGCAUGGAACCGCCCCAAAGCCAAAAUCUUCCCAACCAGCAAGUUCAACAAUUCAUCUCUCAUCUUUUGGUGCUAGGGUUUUCCCUGGCGAAGUUUGCAACUGGUGGGUUUGCUGGUGAGGGAAAGAGCCGGGGGGUAAUGCAGGGAUGGGGCAAGGUGGUUGCUGACUCCUGCUGCGACACCACGGAGACUGAGGUGGCGACUGCGAAUGCUUUCAGCUUCGUGUGCAAGUCGUGCAAUGCCGUGAUCAGUGUUGUUCUUGGCGAAGAAGAAAAUGAGAUCAUCAAGCGACAUGACGAGCAGAGCCCACACUGUAGCCGCGACAAUGCCAAGGAGAACACGAAGACCUCGGACCUUGAGAAGAAGCACACUGAAGACAACCACAGUGAUAUCAAGGAGAGGGAAGACGCAACGAAGAUGCAAAAGCCCAUUGGUGGUGGUGCGAUUAAACGAAAGCCCGUCUCUAUUUCAUCCUUGGAACAAGAUAUUGUUUGUGACUACGACUCCGGUACUGAAGAAACAAUUGAUCUAGAAGCUGUGGUAACCGAGACCCGGAUGUCCGGGAGAUUUGCUACUGGAAGAGAAAAAGUUGUAACUGAUGCGACUGCUACAUCCAAGCACCUGGUUGCUGCGAAAUUGACUUCACCGAAUGCGGGUCAAGAGGGAACAGUCGGCGAUCAGGAGCCUGUUGCGUUCCCUAAGCCGUCGGAUAAAACUCGACGAGAAGCAAGGCCUUGGGAUCCAAGGAAUGCAAAGUAUCCACAAUUCAUUGAAAAGGCUGAGCGUAUGCACAGUUUGUAUUCUUGGGACAAGCGGGGUUACUGUCUUGGAGACAUCGCAGAUGCUGGACUUAUACAGUUAGAAGGGAUUAAUCGUGAACUAGUCUGUUUCUUCUGUGGAGUGACAGUACCCUGUCUAGAGAAACAUGACGAUGCUUGGAUUGAACAUGCGGUGCGGAGCCCAGAUUGUGACUUCAUCAGACAUAAAAAGGGACAGGGCUUUCUAAAUGUGAUUAUUGACAUUUAUCUUGAUGGUAAUAUGGAAGCAGUCAAUGCCGUUGCCGCGCUGACAGCUCCUGAUAUACGAAAUGAAACAAUUAGGGACAACAAUAAAACAUCAACAAACUCUGGUGCAACUGGCAUAAGUCUUGGCGCAACUGACUCGCAUGGCACGACUGACUCGAACUACGGUGCAACUGGCUCAGACUAUGGUACAACCAGCUCAGGUCCUGCAACAAUGAAUAAAAGUGAAUCUGUCGCACCUCCAAACUUCCGGGGUGGUCUGAAAGGCGGGGCACCGGUUACUGUAAACAACCCGCAAACAUAUAGCGCACCCAGUCAAAAUAUUUCAGGCGCUAGUUCAGCCUUCCCGGCUCAGAAGUCUUCCAACAAUCCACAAACUGCAAAGAUUACAUCAAGUCAAAACACUUCAAACCCGGCUGUGCGUAAGUCUACUGAUUCUAAACCUAAGGUCAGGGCAUCUCAAGCCCCAAAACGUGAGGUCCAAGCAAGAGAGGUCAGAGCUCGACUGGAUACCGAAGGAGCACAACGGAUUAUCAAAAUGGGUUACGCAGCUCAACUGGUUGGCACAGUUAUCGCAGAACAGUUGAUCUACAAUGGAGACGACUUCAAAUCUUUUACUGCCAUGAUGAUGGCCGUCAUGGAAGCUGCUGAGAUGGGUGAUGCUUUCCCUGCCAAUCAUUACGACUUGGGUUUAAAUUCGAACACUUCAAAGAGUACGCCUCCGAUGUCGAAAAGUGAGCCCGCACCAAUUAGAUCGCCAUCCCCAGCGAAACCAAGCCCUGCUCCAGAGCGGGUACCCUCUCCUAAACCCAUCGGAGAUGAGAUGAGAUCUCUUGAAAUUGAGAACAGAAGGCUAAAGGAAACCCAGACGUGCACUGUUUGCAUGGACUUAGAACGAGAUGUCUUGUUUGUUCCUUGUGGACAUUUGGUUGUCUGUCAUAAUUGCUCCACUCGGUUGAAGUGUUGUCCUUUGUGUAGGCGAGGUAUCAAAGGUAUUGUCAAAGUGCAUUUGUCAUAAAUGAUAGAGUUACGGAGACAUGGUCGGAUCUCUCGCUGGUCGAGUACAUGCACAGAGUUCCAAUCUAUUCGUAAAGAUGUCGCUACUUUCGAAGUUUCGUGGCGUUGAUGUUUUAUUGGUGUCGGUGUAUUAUCUGCGGUGCACUUUAUUUUUCAGCGUUUCCCCUAUUCACGGUUUAAGCGACCACUAACUAAAUAACAACAGUCGAGACCUGAGACACUCGCAGACACACUCACCUCUUUUUGCUCAAUUUUGGAUCUCGAAUUUGAAAGACUGAAAGAUUUACGAAGGUGAUAUGAUAUAAAUGGUGCUAUAAACAAAACUGUUGGAACAACAGUACAGUGUACAUAAACUGUAAUGAUAAAGUCGUCAAAAUACAGUAGGCCUGUAAAAUCUUACCACUUUGACCGUGGCUCCUUACGAGUAUUUUUUGGGCUGGGACUGAUUAUUAUGGAAUGUUUUAUUCACUUGUAUCUUAUUGUCAUUCCCUUUUAUAGAGGUCAAUAGAAUUUUUAUUAUUAUUAUUAUUAUUAUUAUUAUUAUUCAUGUUGUGGUGGAUAGCUUAAAUUUAAAUUAGCUUGCAAUUGAUUUCAUAAUAAACAAUUCCGCCUAAAAAGUACUAUACA
Lineus longissimus is the source of this 2950-nucleotide messenger RNA. RefSeq lists its product as uncharacterized. The transcript has 3 exons. The coding region runs from base 159 to 2324 and encodes 721 amino acids. Gene Ontology annotation, cellular component: nucleus; cytoplasm. NCBI's taxonomy places the organism in Eukaryota, Metazoa, Nemertea, Pilidiophora, Heteronemertea, Lineidae. Gene Ontology annotation, biological process: regulation of cell cycle. The record is from RefSeq and is a predicted model, not a curated record.